UCGCGUUGGCGUUCGGCUCUGUUUCAAGUUAAUUGCGCAGCGUUGCACGGCUUGUCCGAUUCUGGGUUUCGCAUCACCACGUUUCACGCGUGCUGCUUUUCGUCCACCGAUGACGUUUCCUUCUCGUUCGGUGAUGGAUCGCGGCGGAGUGAUGGUGCGCGAUUGUAGACUCAACGUUCCGUCGCAAGCUUGUGCGUGUCGUUCUCUUCCCGAAAAGUGCCCGUGACUAGACGGAAAAACGCGCGCCGAGUGUCGAAGAAGGAACGCCAACGCUCCCUGCAACGUGCGAUGAGCAUUUGAAUUCGCCGAACUGGUAGCGGAUUGCUUGAAGCAGCAACGACAACAGGCAGGCUGACCGAGCUUUUAGGCCUAGCUUCGAGUACGGCGAGGAAUGAAGACUGUGACGAGCGGCAAGGGCGGCCCUCCUAUGAGUGGUGGCGACGAUGGCUUUGCGAGAAUCUUGGGCUACGUUCCCCUCCCUCCGGCACAGUGCGACCACUACUUAAGCGACGGCCCAUGUCGCGAGUGCGAGGUCCUGAGACGUUGCGGCGAGGUGUUGCGAGCGGCGCGCAAAUCAAACUGUCGUUAUCGCGUCCGUCCCGCACGCGGGAUUGGUUCCGCCCUGCAGAGCGACAGAGAAUGUCGUACGGCUGGUUUGCCAGAUUGGCGCAGGUUCCCGUCCUCAACUGUGGGUGCCAGCUCUCAUGCAACAGUCGACACUGCCGACCCACGGCUCUGUGCUGCCACACCCGGCAGCAUGAAGGGCCCCGCCUCGUACUUGCCCCCCAGUGCGGCCACCCGGGCAAGCAGCCUGAUGACGGGCCACCACGGGGCAGGAGGUGGGGCGGGGCCACCACCCUUACACUCGGGAGACUACUCAUCCAAGCUGCACCACGUAGCCCCGCCUCCACCUCCACCGCCACUCAUGGGCCCCGGCGGUGCUGCCGGAGGACCCGGCACGCAGUCAUAUCCCGUCCAUCCAGAUGUGCGUUUUAAGAGGCUGCCAUUCUACGACAUCCUGGCUGAACUCCACCGGCCUGCGAGUCUGAUGCCUAACAGCAACACAAGGUUUCAGGAGAACAGCUUCGUGUUUCACUUCACACCACAGCAAGUACAUGACAUAGUCUCUUCAAGGGACUACAACUUGGGAACAAAGCCAGAAUUCACUGUUCAAGUACAGCUCAGAUUCUGUCUGCUGGAAACAAGCUGUGAACAGGAUGACAACUAUCCUCCUAGUAUGUGCGUCAAGGUCAACUCUAAGGUGUGUCCACUGCCAAGCCCAAUACCCACCAACAAGCCUGGCAUGGAGCCCAAGCGACCAAGCCGACCGAUCAACAUUGUUUCCAUGUGCCGCCUCUCCCCUACUGUGUCUAACCACAUAUCUGUCACCUGGCUCUCCGAGUAUGGCCGGGCCUAUGCCUUGGGUGUGUACCUCGUGCGAAAGUUGACGGCAACAACUCUCCUCCAGCGGCUAAAGGCAACAGGCAUGAGGAACCCCGACCACACGCGAGCAAUGAUCAAAGAAAAGCUACAACACGACCCCGACUCUGAGAUUGCAACGACGAGUCUGCGUGGGUCCCUAAUCUGUCCGCUAGGCAAGAUGCGAAUGGGCAUUCCGUGCCGAGCGCUAACGUGUCCACACCUACAGUGCUUUGAUGCUUCGCUGUACUUGCAAAUGAAUGAAAAGAAGCCCACAUGGAUCUGCCCUGUCUGUGACCGGCCGGCCACCUUCUCAUCGUUGGUGAUAGACGGGCUAUUCAUGGAGAUUUCCAUGAAGGCACCCAGCGACUGCACUGAAGUUCAAUUCCAUGAAGAUGGUUCCUGGUCUCCUUUGGUGCCGAAGAAGGAGACCCAUGUUAUUAACAGUCCCAGUUCCUCUGCAACAGCAUCUACCUCUAGAAGUUCUGCCCCUUCAUCAUCAUCGAGGGAACCAACUGGGCGGCCCAACAAGAAGCCUCGUGUAGUGGUCAUAGACCUGACGGCGUGCAGCAGUGACGAGGAUGAUGAUGGUGGCCGCAGUUCGGUGCCCACGCCUGGUUCCCACUUGGGUGCCCCACCACCGCUGGUCUCUGGCAUUUCCUCAGGAGGACACUCUCAGGGAGGCCCUCCAUCAACUCCUCUCGGAGGUGCCCUGUCCCCGCCUCCCGGGUCUUCGCCACCUUCGUCUUCAUCGGGCGGUACAGCACCUCUCAUCUCUCUGCCUUCACCUUCGUCGUCUUCCUCGUCGUCCUCCUCUUCCUCUUCUUCGUUCUCGAGCAUUCUGGGCCCUGCAACAGGGCCUCCCCUGGGGCCCUCACCGUCUUCGUCUGUCGCCCCAACCGUGCCACACUCGGCCAGCGCAACGGGGGGCUCGUCUACAAUGCACUACUCAAGUCCUCCCCUGGGCCCCCUGGGCUCGGCCAGCAGUUCAAGCAGUCGCCUCUUGCCCUCCAGCGGACUUGUGGGCACUGC
Rhipicephalus sanguineus (brown dog tick) is the source of this 2451-nucleotide messenger RNA. RefSeq names its product E3 SUMO-protein ligase PIAS2. The record is from RefSeq and is a predicted model, not a curated record. Gene Ontology annotation, molecular function: transcription coregulator activity; zinc ion binding; SUMO ligase activity. NCBI's taxonomy places the organism in Eukaryota, Metazoa, Arthropoda, Arachnida, Ixodida, Ixodidae. Gene Ontology annotation, biological process: regulation of transcription by RNA polymerase II; protein sumoylation.